Messenger RNA from Conger conger (European conger), 1539 nucleotides. Its product is annotated as protein FAM200A-like. The transcript is spliced from 6 exons. The record is from RefSeq and is a predicted model, not a curated record. Bases 1 to 1539 code for a protein of 512 amino acids. Lineage: Eukaryota; Metazoa; Chordata; Actinopteri; Anguilliformes; Congridae.
AUGGAUGUCCGUGGUGUUGACGUGGAGUUGCUCACAGUGAUUCCAAUGCAUGGCCAGACCACCGCUCAGGAGAUAUUCCGCCAGCUGUGUGAUGCCAUUGUGGAUGCCGCAUGCAAAGCACUCAUGGAUGUGGGCACACCAUUCAGUGGUGAGAAGUAUGCUGAUGCCAUUGUGAGGAAUUGUGAGGAAUUUGAUCACAGGUUUGCAGACUUCAAGACACACAGAGCCACUUUUCAAAUUUUUGCUGACCCCUUCUCCUUUGUUGUACAAGAUGUCCCUCCUGUGCUUCAAAUGGAGCUUAUUGACCUGCAGUGCAAUUCUGAACUCAAAGCCAAGUUCAGGGAGCCUCACCCAGACUCUACCUCCAGCGGCCCCCAGGAUAAGCUGAAAAACCUGAGUGCAGAGCAGAAGCUACAGAAAGUAGAAGAGUUAAAGAAGAAUCUGACAUCUCAGCAGAUGUUUUUCACCAGAGCAAAAUCACAAAGUGAAGCUGCUGUGAAAGCAAGCUUUAUUGUGGCAGAAGAGAUAGCCAAAUCAGCCCGGUCAUUUACCGAGGGAGAGUUUCUGAAGAGCUGCAUGAUGAAGGUGUGCGAUGUCUUGUGUCCAGACAACAGGCAGAUAUUGGCAAAUGUAAGCCUGAGUAGAAAUACGGUUGCUGAUCGGGUUUGUGAGAUGGCCACUGAUUUAAGAACACAGUUGAUGGAAAGAAGCAAAGACAUUAUUGCAUACUGUCUUGCUGUGGAUGAAAGUACUGACAUGACGGACACUGCACAGCUAGCCAUCUUCAUCCGUGGAGUGGACUCCAGUUUGUGCGUUACAGAGGAAAUAUUGGACAUUAAAUCAAUGCACGGGACAACGACAGAAAAAUACAUUUUUGAAAAGGUAUGUCAAAGUGUAACCGACAUGAAACUGCCCUGGAACAAACUGAUUGGACUUACAACAGAUGGAGCACCGGCGAUGUGCAGUGAAAAAAGUGGGCUAGUGGGGAGGAUGCGGGUAAAGAUGCAGGAGGAGAACUGUACUGGUGAGUUGAAAGUAUAUCACUGCAUCAUACAUAAGGAAACGCUAUGUGGUAAAGUGUUAAAAAUGGAACAUUUAAUGAGCACUGUAACGCAAACUGUAAACUUUAUCGACGUGGAAACUGCACCUGUACAGAUUCAGAUGGAGCUGAUAGAGCUGCAGUGUAAUGAGACACUAAAGGCAAAGUAUGACACUGUCCUCCUGGUUCACUCAGACUUUAACAAGCCAUUCCUGCUGUCUGUGGAUGCGUCGAGCAAUGGUCUGGGUGCUGUGCUCUUACAGGUGCCUGAAGGUGGGAACAAGGCCAGACUGGUGACUUUUGCGAAUAACAACCCCCUGACAUACAUCCUGUCCAAACCCAAACUAGAUGCAUGUGAGCAAAGGUGGGUUACCAAGUGGGCCCUGUUUGAGAUUGACAUCAAGUAUAUCCCGGGGCCCAGGAAUGUGGUAGUGGAUGCGUUGAGCCGGCAGCCCUUUGUGAAGCCCAGUUCCCUCCACAGGCUCACAAGAGUCCCCUAG